AUGAAGCUUUCUCUCGUCCUCAGCGCGCUCGCAUCCAUCGUGGUUCUUGUUACAGCGUACCCUAUGGAAGGAGCCAUUGCGAAACGUUCCGAUGUUGAGAAGCGCGAAGGACUUGAUGGCUCGUACGCGAACGGAGUCGAGGGAAAAGGGGAGGAGCUUGACAGUGAUCAAUACAGUUACCGCGCGUACACCAACAGUGCUGAGUGGAAGCGCGAGGAACUUGAUGCCGACGACUUCAACUACCAUUACCAGUAA
This is a messenger RNA of Suillus plorans, 255 nucleotides long. RefSeq lists its product as uncharacterized. Bases 1 to 255 code for a protein of 84 amino acids. Lineage: Eukaryota; Fungi; Basidiomycota; Agaricomycetes; Boletales; Suillaceae. The transcript has 2 exons. The record is from RefSeq and is a predicted model, not a curated record.